GUCGUUUUGAUAUGAAGCAGCGAUACCCUGCGGAAAAAGGCCGUCUCUUUGGUUUCCUUGAACCAAGCUGAACUGAAUCCAGAUUCCCGCCAAUCUUGAUUUGGCUCCCGCAAAACCCUGGAAAUCGAAUUCGAGUUCAAAACGAAAAUAGGGAAUUAAAGAAAGAAGAUGCCUCAGGUGAGCAUCACUGUGAAGAAUUUCAUGGACAUGCUGGCUUCCCUACCUGCCAUGAAGAGUGACACACUGUACCAUAAUCAAUUCAUUUGCGAAGCCAUUCUCAGGUCUCUGCCACCUCUGGCGAAGAAUUAUGUGCUUCAAUUGUUGUACAUUGAUGUCUCGGUGACAGCCAAGCCGUUACAGGAGUGGGAACUUGCUGAUGGAUCCACAAAGCAUAAAGUUGCCAUUGAUAGGUUGAUUCAGUUAAGAGUAUUAGAGGUUGUUGAUAGGAAGAAAUAAACCACUUACAAAUUAAAUCAAACAUUCCAGACAAACCUACGACAGCACUUAUUAAAAGGUGGAGUUUUGGCGAGGGAACCAAUGCCUUCUAACAUUGUGAGGCGGCCAAGUUUGGGGGAACUUGAAGCUUAUGCCCUUGAACAAUGGGAGGCCAAUCUGAAAGGCAAACAAACUUGAGCUCUUCCAUGAUGAGAAUUUUUCAGUGAGGUCUUCUGAGUCAGAGAGAGAAAGAAGCUCCAAGAUUAACUGAGAGUGGCUUCCAGUUCUUGCUGAUGGAUACAAAUGCAAAACUUUGGCAUAUUAUCAGAGGAUAUAUCUCUAAUUCUGAGGUAUGGAUUCAUGGGGUUUCUCUGAUUAUUUCAGUUAAGUACUUGAGAAGAGGAAAAUUGUGGAAUUAAGAUAUCACAGUUUUUUUAAUGCAUUUUAUUAUUUAGUGAAUGGUAGUAAGGAAAUAAUUUAUUUAUGAAGAG
This is a messenger RNA of Rubroshorea leprosula, 926 nucleotides long. The record is from the annotation of a GenBank genome assembly. NCBI's taxonomy places the organism in Eukaryota, Viridiplantae, Streptophyta, Magnoliopsida, Malvales, Dipterocarpaceae.